AUGAAUACUAGUGAUAAUCAAGAUCAUACAAUUGAAUUUACGGAAAAAGAUCCUCUAAAUGAAAAUUUUGAAAAACCCAAACCAGUAGAAAAAAAGACAGUUAAAGAGACGCUUUUGUAUAUUUUUAACAAUGUGACUGUAGAACCAACAAUGUUCCUUUUUGUGUCACCAGCUCUUUUAACUAUAUUGACGUCACAGAACUUCGGUCUUGAAAAAGCUUGUCGCGUUAAUCUUAACUUUACAACAGAAAUAUGUGAUUCUCUACGAGCGCAAAAUAUAGAAAGCCAAAAUGAAUUUGAAAGGGACACACAAAAAUUAUUUACAUACUUUAUGGCUUGGAAGACUUACUUGUCUUCAGCUAUUCCUUGUGCUUUAGCUCUUUUUAUAGGGUCAUGGUCUGAUAAAACUGGGCGUAGAAAAGUUUUUAUACUCAUACCUAUUGCAGGACAAAUUCUUGUUUGCAUCAAUGGUUUGUUGAAUACAUACUUUUUUUGCGAGCUCCGUCUGGAACAUUUUGUGUUAAUUGAAGGACUUUUAGAAGGCUUUACGGGUGGUUGGUGUAUUAGUUUUGUGGCGAUCUAUUCAUAUAUUAGUGCUAUCACAACAACUGAAACGAGAACGUUUCGUAUGGGGUUAGUAAAUUUCAGUUUCUCAGUAGCGUUUCCAGUAGGAAUGAGCCUUAGUGGAAUAUUCCUUAAAAAUUAUGGAUUUUAUGGUUGUUAUGGACUAUCAUGUGGUCUGCACGCUGCAAACUUUAUCUACAAUUUCAUUUAUUUAAAGGAUACUGCAAAAAGUGAGGAUCAGAGACAGGUAGACGGCGGGGGCUUCCGUAAAUUUUUCCGCGAAUUUUUUGAUCUAACAAAUGUAAAAGAAACAUUUAAAACAAUAUUCAAACAAGGUUCUAACAAUAGGAGAGCACGAAUUAUCAUUCUGCUAAUUGUGGUUGCUAUAUUGUUUGGUCCUAUUCAUGGUGAAAUAGCAACUUUAUACAUAUCAACUAGAUACAGAUUCAACUGGGACGAAGUCAAAUUCAGCAUUUUUCAAACUUAUAAUUUUGUAACACAUACUAUAGGAACUCUGUUCUCGUUAGCCGUGUUUAAUAAAUACUUAGGCUGGCAUGAUUCCAUUCUAGGGAUAAUUUCCACUGUAAGCAAAAUUUUAGCAUCUUUUUUAUAUUGUUUUGCACCCAACGAGCAGAUAUUUUUCCUUGCACCAUUGGUUGAAAUUUUAAGUGGAACGUCACUGUUGGCGCUAAGGUCAAUACUUUCAAAAUUGGCAGCGGCCCAUGAAUUUGGUAAAAUUAACUCGUUAUUCGAAUUUACUGAAAAUCUGAUGCCACUGGUAUAUGUUCCGCUGUACACAAAAACGUAUGCCGCAACUAUGGAGGUACUGCCUGGAGCAGUAUUCCUUUUAGGAGCUUCCAUGACUCUUCCAGCUUUAUGUGUAUUCACCUGGUUUUUAUAUGAACACAGAAGAAAUUUGGAAAAAUCAGCCAAACAAAAUAACGCCGACAAAAUAACGUCUUAUCAAGAAAAAGCUGAGUAA
This is a messenger RNA of Parnassius apollo (apollo), 1545 nucleotides long. NCBI's taxonomy places the organism in Eukaryota, Metazoa, Arthropoda, Insecta, Lepidoptera, Papilionidae. The record is from the annotation of a GenBank genome assembly.